AUGCCUCCCUCCCAAAACGAUAUCGCUAAGCACUUCCGCAACCUCCACAAUCCCCAAGACCCUCUCAUCCUCACGAAUGUCUGGGACGCCAGCACCGCCUCAGCCAUCGCCUCGCUUCCCACAACCCGCGCUAUCGCUACAGCCUCCUUCGCCAUCGCAGCCUGCCUCGGUGUCGACGAUGAAAACCUCACGAAAGCCCAGAACCUGGCCGCCCUGAAGAUAAUCGUAUCCGCCGCCCACCGCAUUAACCCUGCCCUGCCCGUCACAGCCGAUCUGCAAGACGGCUACGACAAGGACCUCCCCAGCUUGGCGGCGACGGUCAAGGAGGCUAUCGCUCUAGGCGCAGUGGGCUGUAACCUGGAAGAUAUGGAUAAUGCGGCCGGUACUUUGCGGCCGCUAGACGAGGCUAUUGCGCGCGUGAAGACCGUGGUUGAGGCAGCGAAGAAGGCCGGGGUUCCUGAUUUCGCGCUAAAUGCACGGACGGAUGUGUUGUCUCAGGAAGGGACUACAUUGGAUGAUGCGAUUGUGCGUGGAAAGGCGUUUUUAGAAGCUGGGGCUUGUACGGUGUUUGUUUGGGGUGGGCCUAAGGGACGGGGUGUGUCGAAGGAGGAGGUGAAGGUUUUGGUGAGGGAGUUCGAGGGGAGGGUGAAUGUGAUGAUGCUUUUGGGAGAAGGGUAUUUGGGAGUACAAGGGAUUCGGCAGUUGGGAGUUGCAAGGGUGAGUAUUGGGCCGGGGUUGUGGAUGUGUGCAAUGAAGGCGGUUAAGGAGCAGGCCGAGUUGUUGGCCUGA
Molecule: messenger RNA, 789 nt
Organism: Penicillium mononematosum
Lineage: Eukaryota; Fungi; Ascomycota; Eurotiomycetes; Eurotiales; Aspergillaceae
Product: isocitrate lyase/PEP mutase family protein
Exons: 1
Coding region: 1-789 (262 amino acids)
Molecular function (GO): catalytic activity
Source: RefSeq, a predicted model, not a curated record